AUGGGAACAGCAGCAUCAGCUAUCUCUCCAGUAUCAGCGCUGCCAGAAUCGUCUGCAUCAGUGGCAGCAGAGUUUACCUCCACUGACGCUGCUCUGGUGCGACUUGUGCCUGUGAACACAAACCCGGUCGUUGCAGUCUUCACGUAUCGUGCUGCCUGCAUUCUGCAGUGGGCUCGCACGUAUGGGUCUGAAACCAUCCCCGCUAGCCAGUGCUGCGAAGACAACCCCCAGGGGAAGGUUCGGCCCAUGCGCCAUCCGCUUCGGGACCUUCCGAGCCUGCUGGUGAGGCUCGGCGCCAUCCCCAAGCCGCUGGACGGAGGCAGCUUUCCCUUGGAGUGGGAGGAGUGGCCUCAGGGCGAGGAAGCUGUUGUGAAGCUUCCUGAUGACCCCAGUGCGAGAUGCUUCCACCUGAGGAUUGUGGAGGAAGCAAAGGGGACAGCAGGGCAGCGUGGGGCAGGAAAGAAAGGCGGACAGAGGACAUCUUUGACUGCGAGGGGGCAAGGAGGAGACAAAGGGAGGGGCAAGCGGGGGGAAAGGAGCAGUGGGCGUGGGGAAGAAGUUAGAGUUGAAGGAUUGAGGACGAGCGACGACGAGGGGCUGCUGCGCAAGCUGCUCACAUCGCUGCUGCCGCUAGUGCAGAGGAAAUACCCCAUCGUUCGCUGCACUGCCGAUGCCGAGUUUCUGGUGGAGUUUGCUGGGUUUCUGGUCAGGCCACCUGCAUGUGCGCAGUGCAAUGAGUGCCUUGGGGUCUUCAGCCGUCCCAUCCCCUUCCUCUUGCUCAUCGCCAACUACGCCUACCGACCUGUCACCACCCUUUUUAACCGCUUUGUAUCCAUCUUCUCUCCCCUCUCUCCCGAAUUCGAACGGCUCGCUGCUCGUAUGGGUGUGCCUCUCGCUGCCAGUGCGCCUGGCUAUCUAAGAUCGCCUGCGGUGCAGGCUCGGGCAGAACAGCUUCCUGUUCUCUUCCUGCUGACGGUGGCUCUAAACUGGGCUGCCCCCAUCCUGGGAGUCACGGACCUGAAGUUCCUACACAGGCUGCGAGACGGAAAGGAAGAUGAUGGGAGGGUGUGGGAAGAGGUGCAAAUGUGGUGCCUAGCGGUGGAGCUUGCGUGGCAGGGCGGCAUGAAGCUGGAGGCUGAGGUGUUGAGAGACAGGUGCGAGGGCAGCAAGGGGCGGGCCAGUUGGGAUGGAAAGGAGGGAGAGGUGUUUGCGAGUGCUAAGGGGCAUGAGUUGUGGAGAAGGGCUUCCAUACCCAGGUUCUGUGAAGACAUGCAGGAUGAUAGCGGGCCUUCCGGUGGUGCCAGUGGGAGCAGCAACCGCAGCGACAGCUCUGGGAGAAACAGGAGAAACCAAGGGAGGGGGGAAGAUGAUGGGACGUGCGAGAAGGGGGAGGAGUCGGCUUAUCUGAAGCCGUGGCCGGGGGGAGUCAAUUUGGUGGCAUGUCUGCGAGAGAUGCUGCUGGGGGAGCCGUGCUGCCGCCUUGCCUCCCCUGCUGCCCCUUCCACCUCUGCUGCCCCUUCCACCCCUGCUUCCUCUUCCACCCCUGCUUCCUCGUCCACCCCUGCUUCCUCUUCCACCCCUGCUUCCUCUUCCACCCCUGCUGCCCCACCGACCAUGCUGUGA
Molecule: messenger RNA, 1623 nt
Organism: Closterium sp. Yama58-4
Lineage: Eukaryota; Viridiplantae; Streptophyta; Zygnematophyceae; Desmidiales; Closteriaceae
Source: the annotation of a GenBank genome assembly